GAACCAAAAAAUAAAAAAAUCUAUCGGCAUUGGAACCCUAAAUUUCCAAAAACAGCAGCAACUUUGAUCCGUCUGAUUCGUCUUCCAGUUGGCUGCUGCAGCUGCUCUUCCUCCUCCUCCUCCUCUUCCUCAUCCUCCUCUGCCUCGCCUGCACUUGGUCGGUGUAUGUGACCAAUCUUAGUCAGAAAACUCGGCAGUGGGCGCCCCCCCCCGGCUCUCUCUCUCUCUCUCUCUCAUGUAAUUUGAUUUGAUUUCUGUUUCUGCCCCCUCCUUUUCUUUGUUCCAUUCGUAUAUGUAUGUAUAAGCCCAUUCCCAGAGCUGAGGAUGCUAACUACUCAAAAUCUCUUCCAUUCCAGCCACUGUAGAGGUAGACAUUGUUUAUCUACUGUAGCUAAAUAGCACCUAUAUUAUAUUAUUCCACCUCCUCAAAAACCUUGGAACUUUUGGAGCCCCCGUCAUCCAAACCCUAGUUCAUCAUCCAAUUCGCCUCAAUUUUUGAAUGGCCGCAACAGACGCUACCACCAAGUUCCGGAACACAGACUUCCGGCCGGUUCCCCAGCCCCCGGAUUUCCACCCUGAAGUCUUUGUUUCAGCUCACGAUGGCCUCCGCUUCUGGCAAUUCAUGAUCGCCGGCUCAAUUGCAGGGUCCGUCGAACACAUGGCCAUGUUCCCUGUUGACACAGUGAAGACUCACAUGCAAGCCAUCGGCUCCUGCCCUAUAAAAUCAGUGGGAGUCCGCCACGCCCUCCAGUCCAUUCUCAAGGCCGACGGAGUUUUAGGCUUGUACCGAGGCAUCGGCGCCAUGGGCCUGGGAGCUGGUCCUGCUCAUGCUGUGUAUUUCUCGGUCUAUGAGAUGUGUAAGAAAUACUUCUCGGGCGGGAAUCCAAAUAACUCGGCUGCUCACGCGGUCUCUGGCAUCUUUGCGACGGUUGCCAGCGAUGCGGUGUUCACGCCAAUGGAUAUGGUGAAGCAGAGACUGCAGUUGAACAAGAGCCCCUACAAGGGCCUUUUGGGUUGUGUUCGGACUGUCUUGAAAGAGGAGGGCUUUAGGGCCUUUUAUGCAUCGUAUAGGACCACCGUGAUCAUGAAUGCUCCCUUCACCGCGGUGCAUUUUGCCACCUAUGAGGCAGCCAAGAGGGGCUUGAUGGAGAUAUCACCAGAUAGUGUGGACGAUGAGGGUUGGGUUGUUCAUGCCACCGCUGGUGCUGCUGCUGGAGCUUUGGCAGCUGCACUUACCACUCCUCUGGAUGUCGUGAAGACUCAAUUGCAGUGUCAGGGAGUUUGCGGAUGUGAUAGAUUUAAGAGCGGAUCAAUUAGGGAUGUAAUUCAAACGAUAGUAAAUAGAGAUGGGUACAUAGGGCUUGUGAGAGGAUGGACUCCAAGGAUGCUUUUCCACGCUCCCGCUGCUGCAAUCUGCUGGUCCACUUAUGAAGCUGCCAAAUCCUUCUUCCAAGAACUGAACAGUAGCAGCCCGAGCAGAGUACCGUCACCUGAAUAGCAGGUUUAUCCGUCGAUCUCCAAUUGCAUCAGAGUUCCCUGUGCUCCCUAUAACUUGAAGGGUGUAGAUGUUAAGGAGUUCUACUUCCCUUGAGAUACAUCCAAUGGGAGAGGAAGAAGUCAGGUCAGAGCUGCCUGUGUCUGUCAUGGGAGGUGUUACUCAGCUCGAUCGAUUAAAUGAGGACAUAUGUGUCCGAAUAUGAUUAUUGUUUAGAAAUUAAAUUGAUUGUAGUUUGAGUUGCUUGUUCACGGUAUUGAGUACUAGAUUCCAUCUUGUACUAUUUUUUUUUUAGUCUCAGCCUGCAAGUUUUGCUCAUUGGGUUCAACACGGAGAGGGGAGCUAUGUUUAGACUACCGGGAAUUGCUUAUGCAUUUCUUCACUCUAGAUCUUGACCAUUUUUGCA
Messenger RNA from Punica granatum (pomegranate), 1901 nucleotides. The record is from RefSeq and is a predicted model, not a curated record. NCBI's taxonomy places the organism in Eukaryota, Viridiplantae, Streptophyta, Magnoliopsida, Myrtales, Lythraceae.